This is a messenger RNA of Abrus precatorius (Indian licorice), 1144 nucleotides long. RefSeq names its product protein LITTLE ZIPPER 2. NCBI's taxonomy places the organism in Eukaryota, Viridiplantae, Streptophyta, Magnoliopsida, Fabales, Fabaceae. The record is from RefSeq and is a predicted model, not a curated record. The transcript is spliced from 2 exons. The coding region runs from base 536 to 871 and encodes 111 amino acids.
GAGCCUAAACGGUCUUAGAAACUGAAUGGGAAACUUCUAAAUAUGAAAAAGUGUAAAUCAACUCAACUUAGAGAAUGGGUACGGUACUUUUGUAUGUGACUAUGUGCCCCUCCAACUCAUCUCAAUUUCUUAAUGUUACCCCCCACCCCAAGUUAGACUCUGAAUCAAAGCAAUCAAAAAGGCCUAGAAAGAAGAGUGGCAUUUUUCUUCAUCCCCUUAUGCUUUCUCCUCAUCUAUUGCUGCCCUUUGUAAUCAUGAGUCCUUGUGCCAUCAUUGCUAUAAAAGUCUCUCUCUCUCUCUCUCUCUCUCUCUCUCAGAUACAAACACAAAAUCACAGCUAUAUCACUUUUCUUUCACCCUAAUAGUUUCCUACCAAGUUUCUUCUCACCUAUAAAAACCAACCCCUUAUAGCCUAAUUGUUACGCCUCACUAUCGUCUCAUAGUUUCUCAUUUUUGUUUAUUUGUUGUUGUUAUUAUUAUUUCAGUUUUGCAAGAGAACCUUAUCUCUCACUUAUACCUACCCAUUUCUUUGAUUAUGUGUUCUUUCACUUCAAAACAAACCCUUUAUGGUCCUCUCUUUUUGGCACUUCCUCGUUCUUCAAGGGCAUCUAAGAGACACCACAGGCACCUUCGGUUGGGCCUCCUCAACAGAAGGAGGGCACAGUUGAAAGAAGCAACACAAAGGAAAAGGAUGGUUGUGGUGAAAGCAGAGAUUCAGAUGAAGAACUUGAAGUUGUACAUGGAGAACCAAACCAUCAUAGAGGAGAACGAGAAGUUGAGGAAACAAGCCAUGCUUCUGCACAAAGAGAAUCAAGCCCUCUUGUCUCAGCUCAAAAAGAAGCUUUCAGAACAAAACAAUUCCAACAAAUAACUAGCUAGCUGUUAGCUUAUAUACAUACAGGUUGUUGUAGCGUGGCCAACAGUAGGAAAAAUUGAAGGGACUGUAUCGAUGAUCCUUUUCUCAUAUCUUAAGCCUAUAUCUUGAUUUUGCUUCUUUUUUUUUUUUUUUUGGGUUGGGUCUUAGUUCGAGGUUGGAUUAAUUAAUUUUCUAGCAAUAAUUUUAGAGUGGUAAAAUAAGAUAAAUAGGUAAUAUGCCAAUUGUAAGCAUUACAUGGAAUAUAGAAUUGCGCAAUGCUGUAUUAGU